Messenger RNA from Pipistrellus nathusii (Nathusius's pipistrelle), 606 nucleotides. NCBI's taxonomy places the organism in Eukaryota, Metazoa, Chordata, Mammalia, Chiroptera, Vespertilionidae. The record is from the annotation of a GenBank genome assembly.
AUGUCUCUCAGAGGCACCUGCCACACUUGGCCCAACUAUACCAUCCACUUCUACGCCGGACUACGGCACAUGGAGGAUAGCAGUGUGUCUCUGUCUCCUAUAAUGUUGGCAAGUGUAGUCAUAGGAUUUAUCAUCACCAUCUCCUGCUUCUUCAUCAUCCUGGUCAGCGUGUAUCCCAAGAAGCCCUGGGACCCUCCCCGCCACUACCACCACUACCUUGGAGACCCCCAGGAUGACCAAGACUCCCAGGAGCGCCCCCGCUGCAGGGGCGGGGUGCACUGCACCUGCGGCCUCAGGGGAGACCGGCUCGCAGCCUCAGGCUGCUUUCACCAGGAUGCUCCACCAAGCUACGAAGAGUGCACGGGGCCCGGGGCCACUCAGCUGUACCUCCCCACGGAGGCGCCGCCGCCCUACUCGCCGACGGACAGCGACAGCGACCUCCACACCGUCUCCGUGGAUGCCCUGCCCCCUUACGAGGCUGUGUGGGCGCCUUGCCCUCCACUGAGCUGGCUGCCACUGCAGGGCCCAGAGCCGGAGCCAAGCAGCCCCCAAGGCCCACCGACCCCAAAAGGAAGCCGGGCUUGCAGCCCAGAGAUGAUUGUGUGA